UCGGUCAACAAAACGACUUGGUCAGUCUAACAAACUAUUCAAAAUAACGACUUGGUCAGCAAUUUCUCAACAAAGGAUGCAACAUUCGUUGACUUGAGCUUUCUCUUUUCCUCGACCCUUCUCUCUCAAAGCCGUUCUGUGCAUUUUCUGCUAAACCUGCGCACACCCAAUUGGGAUUUUAGCUCCAGAUUCCAAGGCAAGAGUAGAAAGUGGAGAAAGAAGAGGACUUGAAGCUGCCCACAGUACGAUUUUGGGUUGGCCAACAAGGUUAAGAUGUUUCUGAGCUUGAUGGGUGUCAUGUAGAUCAAGAGGGGCGUGCGGUUUAGGGAAGCAAUUGUUUAUGAAGGCUUGGUUAUUAUCACAAAGGUCAAUUGUUUAUGAAGUUGAAGAGGCAUGGAGAGAGUAAAUUCAUCUUUUAUGACUUCCUUUUUUGUUUGGGCAAUUUUGGUGCUUGAUUUGGUACUUAAGGCUUCUGGCAAUCAGGAAGGCGAUGCCCUGAAUGCAUUGAAGAGCAGCUUGCUUGAUCCUAACAAUGUUCUUCAAAGCUGGGAUGCUACUCUUGUCAAUCCCUGCACUUGGUCUCAUGUUACGUGCAAUAGUUAUAACAGUGUGAUCCGUGUUGAUCUUGGAAAUGCAGAGCUUUCUGGUCAACUGGUUUCACAACUUGGUCAGCUCACUGAUUUACAGUACUUGGAACUUUAUAGUAAUAAUAUAUCUGGAAAAAUUCCAGAGGAGCUUGGGAACUUGACAAACUUGGUGAGCUUGGAUCUGUACUUGAACAAUUUAACUGGUUCUAUACCAACUACGCUGGGCAACCUUGCAAAACUACGUUUCCUGCGUCUCAACAAUAAUACCUUGACGGGAAGCAUACCCAUGUCUUUGACAAAAGUUUAUUCUCUGCAAGUUCUUGAUCUCUCGAACAACCAUCUAACAGGGAAUAUCCCAGUGAAUGGUUCAUUUUCAUUCUUUACCCCCAUCAGUUAUAAAAAUAAUCCUGGCUUGAUACAGCCAAAAAACGCUCCAUCUCCAGUUUCUCCAACUCCACCACCAGCUUCUUCAGAAGCCUUUUUGUGUAACAGAACAGAGGCCUCUCUCUCAUGAUUCGAGGCCCAUGGACAUGUUUGGGACACGUUGAAACAGACAUACGGGAAUGCAGGAAAGACAAAAAAGGUGACUACAAUCUCUGCAGAGACAAUUUAAGCUUCUGUUAAUGACAGACCAGGAAACAAUUGCAGAAUAUUUUAACAAGAUUCAAUAUCUUGUUAAUUCUAUGAUUGUGUGUGAUGAAGACAUUAUAUACAUUUUGCAAAGUUUAUUCUAGAAAUCUUAUUCUAGAAAGCGUAUUCCAAAA
This is a messenger RNA of Vigna angularis (adzuki bean), 1351 nucleotides long. RefSeq names its product BRASSINOSTEROID INSENSITIVE 1-associated receptor kinase 1-like. The record is from RefSeq and is a predicted model, not a curated record. NCBI's taxonomy places the organism in Eukaryota, Viridiplantae, Streptophyta, Magnoliopsida, Fabales, Fabaceae. The coding region runs from base 394 to 1101 and encodes 235 amino acids. The transcript is spliced from 9 exons. Gene Ontology annotation, molecular function: protein binding.